CUGCCUGGUGCUGGUGCUGGUGACGGAGGGUGGUAACGUCAGGCGAUACGUAAGACUGAUAGAUAGCUUAAAAGUCUCAACUUGGCGUGCACGCGUUUACUGUAUUUGUUCAAGGGUCUCGACCUCCAUGUUGCUUCCGCCACCUGAUGUAAUCCCGUUCUGGAGGAAGAGGGAUCAACAGGUAAAAGAACCUUAAUCAGAGUGAACCCCUCUUUCAUUCCUUGGUUCAAGUCCAAUUCCGAAUGCGAAAAGGUCUUGAUUGACUGUUGAUGGUGUCCGUUUUCAAGUCCAAAGUAGUAUACGUAACUAUACCAACAGGUGAACCGUAACACGUUUACUUCUUCUUUGACCGCUUUAUUUAUAAACUCUUUUUCUAUCAGUUAAAAACAAAAGGUACCUAGUGAACCUUUAACGCCGCAUUGUUUUGGCCGCGAGCAGUGCAUCUCCAAGAAACACCAACUGAUUCGACAACAUCGCUUCUUCAAAACGCCUGAAACGCCUACGGGCAAACUCAACAUGCAGGACACCCGAUACUUGGCACUCAACUAGAAAUACCUGAGCCGUCACUGCAAUUUAGCGGCAGUUUCGCUUGUUGCGCCUUGUACCGAAAAAGUACCGGGUCUGCAGAUCUGCGACUUGGCUUAUUGCUUAGCUCUGAGUUAGUGCCCUGUUACUGUAUCCCGUCCCCCUCUUGACUCUGCGACAAUCUUCGUUCCUCUCCGUUGCCGAUCAAAUCAAAACACCCUUCCCUUUCUUCUCCUUUCUGUCUCCGUCCUUUCGAAAGCCGCAAAUACCUUUCAAUCGUCAUUCAAACCUUAUACUCUUUCAUAAUUCCAUCAUCUCUCGUCCUUCUUUCUUUGUCUUUAUCCUUCUCCACCAUCUGCGGUAUCUGCCUGCAUACCUGCGCCCUGUAACUGCUAAAUACUCCGGCAUUUCAUCACAACAAUCAACAACAUCCAAUCCGAUCCAACCUGACACGACAACCACAAACCUCACUGCCACCACCAGUUCCAGACUCAUCUCCUCAAGUCUCACCACCUAAACUCCGUAUCAGCAUAACGUUCCACGCCCGCAAACCCCAUCGUCUCGACUUCCACGACCUUCUACUCUCCUACAAGCAUUAUAUCCUGGUUUCCAACCCCUGCUUGUAACACCAGCCUUUCGACAAUCGAGAGGCCCAUCGUUUUCUCAAAUUUUACAACGAGGCCUUUACUUUUUGUCUGCUAUCAACCUCCAGACGCUUGUACCGGUCGACUAGUCCGAAUAUUUCAUUGCCGCGCAAUUCUUCGAAGCGAACGCUACCCCUUCUCCUUCACGAACCGUCAAUGUUCGUGACAUCACCACCACCCUCAUCAUUCUCGAAUUCGAUACCGUUCGCCGAAACAUAGUAAAAAAUGGCCGGAACUCUCGUUGAAAGGGCCGCGCAUCCGGUCACUACAUCCUCUCUUGAUACCAAACUCGACGUUUCUGCUCGUCCUCGCAGCCAAUCUCACCUUGAGGCUGCCUUUUCUCCUGUCAACAACGACGGUUGUUUUGACUUUGACCGCGUGUUGAAGAGCGGCUAUGUUCAGAAGCGCACACAAAAGACAAAGAAAUGGAAGCCUGUUUACCUUGUCUUGCGACCCAACACCCUUUCUUUGUACAAAAACGAGAGCGAGUCUCGACUACGACAUCAGCUUUACUUGUCCGAGCUUACAGCCGUCGCCGAAUUGAAGGACCCCAAGCAUAAGCGCGAGCAUGUUUUUGGCCUCUUUUCCCCCUCUCGCAACUACCACUUUCAAGCGAAUUCCGCCGAAGAUGCUCAGGAAUGGAUGGAUUUGAUACGAAGGGACGCGCGCAUUGAUGAAGAGGAGGACGAGAUGUUCCUUGCUAGCCCACGUGCCUCUCAACAGCCUAGCAAUGGCAUCAAGUCGGUCUCUAUCAACAACAACCAACCAAAUGAGCAUGAGCGCUUCCUUUCCAGCUCUCCGGAACCAAUGGCAUCAUCUGCUCCCAGAUAUGUCACCUCGGCAGGGGGUAGGAGAAGGUCGUCGAUACUAGAGUCUUCGGGACUAUCGGGUGCGGAGUUCGCAUCGCACUCCGACCUUUCCGACAAUGAAGCUUUCCGUCCCCAGGACUCGUCCUACGAUAGUUUGGCUGUUCAAUCACCUGGCAAGCUACCCCCAGCGGUUCGCCCACCAGGCCAAGGUAUCCGAUCCGCGAGCCAAACGAGCGUGUCCAAUGUUGAGCAAGACCCCGACCGUGUCAUAUGGCAAGGCCGGCUCUACCUCUUGCGUCACCGACGUGGCAUGCGCCAGUGGAAGGAUAUGUGGGCUGUUCUUCGCCCACGUAACCUCAUUCUCUACAAGGACGAGUCUGAAUACACAGCUCGGUGGAUUUUACCGCUCUCUGCAGUCGUAAAUGUUGUCGAUCUGGACCCUCUCAGCAAGAGCAAGAAGCAUUGCCUUCAGGUUAUUACUGAAGAAAAGAGCUACCGCUUCUGCGCCCACGAUGAAGAUGCUCUUGUUCGCUGCAUUGGCGCUUUCAAGAGUUUGCUUGCUAAACGUCGCGAACUUGAGGCUCGCGCUGCCGCGACGGCCACAUGACCUAAGCGCAAAAACAGACCUUAUGGGAUCUCGGUCUCACGAGACCCAAUGGUGUAAACGCACCCAAGAUGAAUCAUGAUGAUCAACGUUUUCUUUGUCAGUUUUCUUUGUCAUGCGCCAGCGGCCGUGCUGUUCUCUUUGUAUUUCUUGGUCAUUGUUCAUGGCGAAUAUGUUGCUUGAUAGAAGAAAGAGGAGGAGAGCUUCUUGACGAGUUGUAUAUGUUUCUCAGCGCCUGUCCAUUUAGCGAAAGCCUCCUAUUUUGUUGUACAUAAAACAUGAUAUCCGUGGUACUUAGCACCAUUCCUGUAGAAACCUUCCAUAUUCAACCAACAUUCUUGAAUUGAGAACACCAUCGUGAGCUUAACCCAAAACCCAAACACCUGUCCAUGUCUACCGAUACAUUCUGAACCAUUACAAAACGCCAAAAACAAAGUCAAAUCGAAAAUCGAAGAUGCCAAGCUUUUCAAACACAAAUAUUAUCAUUGACCUUGAUCGUGCCA
This is a messenger RNA of Fusarium odoratissimum NRRL 54006, 3085 nucleotides long. RefSeq lists its product as uncharacterized. The transcript is spliced from 2 exons. The record is from RefSeq and is a predicted model, not a curated record. The coding region runs from base 1395 to 2585 and encodes 396 amino acids. Lineage: Eukaryota; Fungi; Ascomycota; Sordariomycetes; Hypocreales; Nectriaceae.